UUGUGUGAAGCAGGAUGUUGUUCUACCUGAACACACUUAGCUAAGGAUUCCAACAGUUUCUCUGAGUCAGACUCAAACUGAGAGAGUCUCAAUCAAACUGGUCAUGUGUCUGUGUGUGUGUGUGUGUGUGUGUAUGUGUGUACUGCAGGUACUGAACCAGGUGCAUCCUAACCUGGUGUCCCAGCAAGAGGCACUGCAGUACAUCGAAGAGCUGAUCCUGCUGCUGCUCAGCAUGCUGUGUCAGGCGCAACCUCGCACUGUGCAGGACGUAGAGGAGCGGGUCCAGAAGAGUUUUCCUCACCCGAUUGAUAAGUGGGCGAUCGCUGACGCUCAGGCCGCCAUCGAGAAGAGGAAGAGGAGGAACCCACUGGCUCUGCCUGUCGACAAGAUCCACCCACUGCUGAAGGAGGUGCUGGGUUAUAAGAUCGACCACCAGGUGUCAGUCUACAUGGUGGCGGUGCUGGAGUACAUCUCUGCAGACAUCCUGAAGCUGGCCGGGAACUACGUCAGGAACAUCCGUCACUAUGAGAUCUCCCAGCAGGACAUCACUGUGGCCAUGUGUGCAGACAAGGUGCUGAUGGACAUGUUCCACCAGGACGAGGAGGACAUCAGUGGGUUUCCUCUCAUGGAUGAGGAGCCAUCAGCUAAUGAGGAGCAGAGUUACUAUGAGCUGGUGAGGAGCUUCAUGUCAGACGGCCGCACAUACCUGAGACAGCUCAACCUGCUUAUCAAGGUGUUCAGAGAGCCCUUCAUCUCAAGCACCAUGCUCUACUCCCAACAUGACGUGGACAGUGUCUUCAGUCGUAUCGUGGACAUCCAUGAGGUCACAGUGAAGUUGUUGGGGUUGAUCGAGGACACGGUGGAGAUGACCGAUGAAGGGAGUCCUCACCCUCUGGUAGGGAGCUGCUUCGAGGACCUGGCUGAGGAGUUGGCCUUUGACCCGUAUGAGACGUACACUCAGGACAUCCUGCGCUCUGGUUUCCAUGAACACUUCUUGAGUCAGGUGUCCAAACCAGGUGCUUCGUUCCACCUGCAGUCCAUCUGUGAAGGUUUCAAAGAGGCUGUUCAGUACGUCCUGCCCAGACUGCUGCUCACACCUGUGUACCACUGCCUCCACCUGUUCGAGAUCCUCAAGCAACUGGAGGAGAAAAGUGAGGAAGAGGAGGAUAAAGAGUGUCUGAAGCAGGCCAUCACCGCCCUGCUGAACCUGCAGAGCAGCAUGGAGAGGAUCUGCUCCAGGAGCCUGGCCAAGAGGAGGCUCAGCGAGUCGGCGUGCCGGUUCUACAGCCAUCAGAUGAAGGGGAAGCACCUCGCGAUCAAGAAGAUGAACGAGAUCCAGAAGAACAUCGACGGCUGGGAGGGAAAGGACAUCGGCCAAUGCUGCAACGAGUUCAUCAUGGAGGGUACGCUGACCCGGGUCGGGGCCAAACACGAACGCCACAUCUUUCUGUUUGACGGCCUCAUGAUCUGCUGCAAGUCCAACCACGGCCCGCCACGGUUACCGGGCGCCGGCUCCACCGCAGAGUACCGGCUCAAAGAAAAGUUCUUCAUGCGCAAAGUCCAGAUCAACGACAAGGACGACAAAGAAGGCGAGUAUCGUCACGCCUUCGAGAUCAUCCUGAAGGACGGGAACAGCGUGGUGUUCGCCGCCAAGUCCGCCGAGGAGAAGAACGGCUGGAUGGCGGCGCUGAUCUCGCUGCAGUACCGCAGCACGCUGGAGCGCAUGCUGGACUCGGCCAUGCUGCAAGAGGAGAAGGAGGAGCAAAUGAGGCUGCCGGGAUCAGAACUAUACCGAUUCACCGAGCCGGACUCCGAGGAGAACAUCGUGUUUGAGGAGAACGUCCAGUCCAAGUCCGGGAUCCCCAUCAUCAAAGCAGGGACAGUCCUAAAACUGAUCGAGAGGCUCACCUUCCACAUGUACGCAGAUCCAAACUUUGUCCGAACAUUUCUGACCACCUACAGGUCGUUCUGCAAACCUCAGGAGCUGCUGGACCUGCUCAUCGAAAGGUUUGAGAUCCCUGAGCCGAGGCCGAGCGAGGUGGAUCAGAUGGAGGGGGCGGAGCAGCCGCUUAGUGCAGAGCUGAAACGAUUCCGUAAAGAGUUUGUUCAACCUGUCCAGCUCAGAGUACUGAAUGUGUGUCGUCAUUGGGUGGAGCAUCACUUCUACGACUUUGAGAGAGACGCUCACCUGCUGAGGCAGCUGGAAGAGUUCAUCGCCUCCGUCAGAGGUAAAGCAAUGAGGAAAUGGGUGGAGUCUAUCACUAAGAUCAUUCAGAGGAAGAAACAGGUACAGGUGAGCAUGCCCAGUCACAGCAUCACCUUCCAGAACUCUCCUCCUCCCAUCGAGUGGCACACCUGUAAACCAGGUAACAUGGAGCAGUUUGACCUGAUGACGCUGCACCCCAUCGAGAUCGCUCGCCAGCUCACCUUACUGGAGUCUGACCUCUACCGGGCGGUGCAGCCCUCAGAGCUGGUGGGCAGUGUGUGGACAAAAGAGGACAAAGAGCUUCACUCUCCGAACCUGCUGAGGAUGAUUCGACACACCACCAACCUCACCCUGUGGUUUGAAAAGUGUAUCGUAGAGACUGAGAACCUGGAGGAGCGUGUGGCGGUCGUGUCCCGGAUCAUUGAGAUCCUUCAGGUGUUUCAGGAGUUGAAUAACUUUAACGGCGUGCUGGAGGUGGUCAGCGCCAUGAACUCAUCUCCCGUCUACAGGCUGGACCACACCUUUGAGCAAAUCCCGAGUCGUCAGAGGAAGAUCCUGGAGGAGGCUCACGAGCUCAGCGAGGACCACUAUAAGAAGUAUCUGGCCAAGUUGAGGUCCAUCAACCCCCCCUGUGUCCCCUUCUUCGGUAUCUACCUGACCAACAUCCUGAAGACAGAGGAGGGAAACCCGGACUUCCUGAGGCGGCACGGCAAAGACCUGAUCAACUUCAGCAAAAGAAGGAAGGUGGCCGAGAUCACCGGGGAGAUCCAGCAGUACCAGAACCAGCCGUACUGUCUGCGGGGCGAGAGCGACAUCAGGAAGUUCUUCGAGAACCUGAACCCGAUGGAGGACCUGUCCGAGAAAGACUUUGCAGACCACCUGUUCAACAAAUCGCUGGAGAUCGAACCUCGAAACGCCCGCUCCUUACCUCGCUUUGUAAAGAAAUACACCUGUCCUCUCAAGUCUCCGGGUAUCCGGCCCUCUUCAGCCAGACCUGGAACCAUGCGUCAUCCGACACCACUUCAAAACGAGCCCAGGAAGAUCAGCUACAGCCGCAUACCUGACAGUGAGGCAGAGGGUGGUGCUGUCUCCGCCCCCAACUCCCCCCGAACACCCCUGACUCCGCCUCCAGCCUCCGCCGCCUCCAGCUCAACUGAUGUGGGCAGUGUGUUUGAUUCUCCGCAGGGUCCCAGCAGCCCGUUCCACUCCAGGUCAUCAUCUGUGUCGUCAAUGGUGAGUUUCAGUCGUGGUUCUGAGGAAGUUCCUGUUCCUCCCCCGGUUCCUCCUCGAAGACGUCCCGAGUCAGCGCCUGCUGAGUCGUCUCCGUCAAAGAUGAUGUCGAAGUUGGACAGCCCCCCGGCGGUUCCCCCUCGUCAGCCCACCUGUAAGCUCCUCCACCCACGUUACUCCUCGUUGUCGUCCUCCCCCCCGGACAGCCCUCCAUGUCUCCCCCCUCGGGAGCCCCUUGCCUCCCCCCUGCACCUCCUCCCGCCCCCUCAGGGCCGCCCUCGCUGUGACAUGUUGCCUCAGGCCUUUUUUCCCUCGACAACGUGCUCCUCCCCCUCCAUAAACUCCACCCCUAUUGCAACCUCACCCCCUCUGCCUACGCCUGCCAACCCCUGCUCCACCCCUUGCUCCAAGAAGAUGCCCCUCCCAUCUCCACCCCUCCCCCUACUGCCCCUGGAUGGUCCCCCUGUGCCCCCCAGGCAUGGUGUUCCCAAACUCCCCCCUAAGACUUACAAGAGGGAGUCCCUGAGCCACGCCCCCCUGCUGGACACGCCCCCUGCCUUGUGAAUAGACGGCCUGGACUUCCUUGUGGGGAUGCAGCUGAUUGCACAACCCCAUCGGGAGUCGGGGUUAGAAAUACAAACACUACGCCUGAUUGGCUGGAAACAGAGGACGGUAUAAAACCAACAUCUUAUUGACCAAUCAGGAAGCUCGGAUCUGAUUCAGACUGAAUGCAGAUCAUGUGCUCUGAUUCCAGAACUCUGGCUAAAGUGGCCUCCAGCUGCAGGACUUUGG
Molecule: messenger RNA, 4228 nt
Organism: Notolabrus celidotus (New Zealand spotty)
Lineage: Eukaryota; Metazoa; Chordata; Actinopteri; Labriformes; Labridae
Product: son of sevenless homolog 1-like
Exons: 22
Coding region: 104-4000 (1298 amino acids)
Biological process (GO): positive regulation of GTPase activity; Ras protein signal transduction
Cellular component (GO): plasma membrane; nucleosome
Molecular function (GO): protein heterodimerization activity; structural constituent of chromatin; guanyl-nucleotide exchange factor activity
Source: RefSeq, a predicted model, not a curated record